AUGGCGUACAUCAAUGAGGCCAAGGACCUCAAGGUCGCUCCAGCCCCGGAUGCCAGCGACGACAUCCGAGUCGCCAGUUCCUCGGACAUCAAAACAGGCGAUGAUAGCCAUGAAGUCUUCAAGCAAGCAGAUGGCAAGGUCAAUUUCCGCACCGUUAGCUGGAUCCGUGCAUCAGCUAUCUUCCUGAAGAGUAUGUCCCCAACUAUGCUGUUCGCAACCGGCAUCCUCUCCAUUCCAUCUGUGAUGUAUGAUCUGGGGGCCUUCCCCGGUGCCGUCAACCUGGUAGGAUGGUGUGUCCUCAAUGCCUACGGAGCCAUAAUCCUGGGCAACUUUCGCACUCUAUACCCACAAUGUCACUCCGUGGCCGAUAUGGCUCAGCUCAUAGGAGGCCCCAUGCUCCGCGAGGUGGUCGGCUUCAUGUUCAUCGUGACAUAUGUGAUCACCGCCGCAUCAGGGAUAAUUGGCGUCUCUGCCGCAUUCAACGCCCUCUCCCUUCAUUCCCUCUGCACGGUGUGGUUCUCAUUGAUCUCUACCAUCAUCAUCGCAGGCUUUGCCAGCGUACGCAAAUUCUCCCACAUCGGGUGGCUCACCUGGGUGGGCUUCGUUAGCAUUCUAGCCGCAGUUCUCAUCGUCGUCAUCGGGGUAACAACCCGCUCCCGCCCAGCCAUAGCCCCCCAAACAGGUCCCUACGACCUAGGCUACCGCGCAAUCGGCUCCCCGACCUUCGCAGCAGGAAUAACCGCCUCGGCCACGAUAUUCGUCUCCAGCGCCGCAACAUCCGCCUUCCUGCCCGUGAUCUCCGAAAUGCGCAAACCCAAAGACUACCCGAAAGCGGUCUACCUGUGUAUGUCAUUCGUAACAUCCUCCUACCUCGCCUUCGCACUAGUAAUCUACGCCUGGUGCGGGAAAUGGAUCGCCUCCCCGGCGCUCGGCAGCGCCGGCACGACCAUCAAGCGCGUCGCCUAUGGCAUCGCCCUACCAGGCCUGAUCGUCAGCGGCUCGCUCUACGUACACGUAGCAGCAAAGUACCUCUUCGUUCGAAUCCUGCGCCACUCGCGCCACCUGCAAGCCAACACAGUCGUGCACUGGGGUACGUGGUUGAGUUGCACGAUAGGAUUAGCUGCGAUUGCAUUUAUCCUGGCGUGUGCAAUUCCUAUCUUCACGUAUGUGUUGGCACUAGUGGGGAGCUUGGGUUUCGCGCCGCUGGCGCUGUGUUUGCCGGGGUGGUUGUGGUUGUAUAGUCAUGGGGAGUAUUGGAAGUCUGGAGGGGUGGUGAAGCGGGUGGUGUAUUUGUUGCAUGUGUUGUUGAUUCUCCUGGGCGCGUUUAUGACGGUGGGUGGGACGUAUGGGGUUAUUGUGCAGAUUAUGGAUGCUUAUAGGGAUGGGCAGAUUGAUGGGGUGUUUUCGUGUGCGGAUAAUAGUGGUUCUACCUGA
This is a messenger RNA of Aspergillus costaricaensis CBS 115574, 1434 nucleotides long. RefSeq names its product putative neutral amino acid permease. The record is from RefSeq and is a predicted model, not a curated record. The transcript is spliced from 3 exons. Lineage: Eukaryota; Fungi; Ascomycota; Eurotiomycetes; Eurotiales; Aspergillaceae. Bases 1 to 1434 code for a protein of 477 amino acids. Gene Ontology annotation, cellular component: vacuolar membrane. Gene Ontology annotation, molecular function: amino acid transmembrane transporter activity. Gene Ontology annotation, biological process: amino acid transmembrane transport.